Molecule: messenger RNA, 732 nt
Organism: Colletotrichum truncatum
Lineage: Eukaryota; Fungi; Ascomycota; Sordariomycetes; Glomerellales; Glomerellaceae
Product: kinesin light chain
Biological process (GO): nucleoside metabolic process
Molecular function (GO): catalytic activity
Source: RefSeq, a predicted model, not a curated record
AUGUCUAGCCGCACUCAGGUUCAUCGCCGCGAAGACUUUCGGAUCGCAAUUAUAUGCGCCCUACCACUCGAAUACGAUGCCGUCUCCUUCGCUUUCGACGAGAUAUGGGAUGAUAGGAAUCAGCUAGGAAAAGCCAUGGGGGACUGCAACAACUAUACAGUUGGUCGAAUCGGAAGCCACCACGCUGUUCUUCUUCUCCUUCCCACCAUGGGAAAGGUUAGCGCUUCAGGGGCGGCAGCCACUCUCCGAUUGAGCUACACCGAGAUCAAUCUGGUCAUCUUGGCUGGUAUAUGCGGCGGUGUGCCUGGGGUUGGGACCGAUACCGAGCUUCUGCUUGGCGAUGCGAUCAUCAGCAUCGUGCAAUACGAUUUAGGCAGGAAAUAUCCUGACAGAUUCCUUACGAAAGUUACCGUUGAAGACAGCCUCGGAAGGCCUAACAAAGAGAUACGCUCCUUUGUUGCGACUUUCCAGACGCAUCACAUUCGUAGCCGUCUACAGGAUCAAGCCACACAAAUACUUGAACAGAUUCAGCAAAAGGUUACUGAUGUCGGGCUUUCGAACCAAUACAAGCGUCCCGCGGCAAUAGAGGAUCGCCUCUUUAAGCCGGAUUACGUUCACAGACACCAUGACUUUGACGGAUGCGGCUGUAGUGAAUCCGGUGCCUGUGAAGAAGCACUUGCCACCUCGUGCGAUGUUCUUCAGUGUGAUUUGGCCAAUCUUGUUUCUCGGUGA